AGCCGAGCCGAGCCGAGCCGAGCCGAGCCGAGCCGAGCCGAGCCGAGCCGAGCCGAGCCGAGCCGAGUGGAGCCCGCAAUGGCCAUCGCGCACAUCGCCACCGAGUACGUCUUCUCCGAUUUCCUGCUGAAGGAGCCGCCGGAGACGCGCUACAAGGGGCUGCGGCUGGAGCUGGCUCUCGACAAGAUCGUCACCUGCAUCGCCGUGGGGCUGCCGCUGCUCCUCAUCUCCCUCGCCUUCGCCCAGGAGGUCUCCAUCGGUGCUCAGAUAAGCUGUUUUGCACCCAGCUCUUUCUCCUGGCGACAAGCUGCUUAUGUGGACUCCUACUGCUGGGCAGCUGUGCAGCAGAGGCAACCAUCCCACAACAACUUAGAAAACAUACCCCUGUGGCUGCAUAAAUUCUUCCCAUACAUCCUUCUGCUUGUUGCUAUCCUGCUGUAUCUACCAUGUUUGUUCUGGCGCUUCACUGCAGCACCUCACCUUUCCUCAGACCUGAAAUUUAUCAUGGAAGAACUUGACAAAGCCUAUAACAGGGCAAUCAAAGCUGCUAAUAGCAUUCGAAGUGGAGACCCCAGGGACCCUACUGACUUGAUUCCAGCUGCUAAUGAGAACUUGACACAGAGUUUGUGGGAAAUAUCUGAAAGCUACUUUAAGUACCCAAUUGUGGAGCAGUACCUGAAGACAAAAAAGAAUUCCAAGUGCUUAAUAAUUAAAUACAUUACAUGCCGUUUGCUCACACUAGUAAUUACUUUCAUUGCAUGCCUCUAUCUGGGUUACUACAUUAGUCUCUCCUCUUUGAGUGAUGAGUUUCUCUGCACUAUCAAAACUGGGAUCCUGAAGAACGACACAACUGUUCCAGAAGUGGUUCAGUGCAAGCUUAUUGCUGUUGGUGUCUUCAAGGUACUCAGCUACAUUAACCUGAUAGUCUAUCUGCUGUUGAUGCCCCUGGUAGUGUAUGCAAUGUGUGUUCCAUGGAGGUGGAAUUCAGGUUUUCUCAAAGUGUAUGAAAUCUUGCCAACUUUUGAUGUUCUGAAACUUAAGUCGAAGCAUUUUGAUGACUUAAGCCUUUACCUCCUCUUUCUUGAGGAAAACGUGAGUGAACUUAAAUCAUUUAAAUGCCUUAAAGUGCUGGAGAACAUUGCAGUUUCUGAGAAGUUUGAUGUCAUGCAGCUUUUGGUAAACCUUGGUACUAUUAAGACUGAUACCAUAGAUGGGAAGCCAGGGACCGCUGAGUUGGAGAAGCCUGAAGAAACAAUUACAGAUGAGCUGGAAAAAGAUGCAACAGAAUUACAAGUUCUGACAGACGAUGGUGGCAGCGUGAAUGCGAGAGAAGACAAGAGGCUUCGUCAAAGGCUUGUAGAUUCCUCGUGCUGACGCUCCCCAGCUGCGGGAGCCAGGAGCCUGUUCAGCGGGAAGGCUCCUCCUCUGCCUCCGCUGCGCUCAGCGCAAGGUGCUGCUUCUUGAGUGCAACCUUCUCAAUCGCCUGACAGUUCCCCAGAGGCCACACUGGUUUACAGACUAUUUGUUAUGUAAUAAUCAGGAGCCUGAAAACUGUACACUUCCAUUAUUUAUUAAAAAAAUCAAACCACACACAGAGAGGAACAAGGACAAAACAAUUCUAUCAUGGGUAACAAGUGAACAGUUGAAGCUGGCAGCUGGACAGAGCUCGCUCCAUUCUGGACAGGGAUGGGAAACAUAAACCUGCAGGUAGCAAAAAGAUAUGGCCAUGUUGCAUUCUGAAGUGUUGCUCUGCAGCAGGGGCCAUCUCACUUCUGGGGUUUAAGUAAGGUAACUUUGGGCUCUCUGACCUGGAGAAGGGGGCCAGGGGUGGGGUUCUGUAACAAAUCUGGUUAAUGUGUCCUGGAUGGUGGCUGCCACUGAUACUGGCUGUGUCUUCAUGGGAAAAAUAGAGGUUUCUCUGUUCAGCCUGAGAUGUCUUGGUUAGUCAUCCCAACAUUCAUGUCUGGGAUUAACUCGACACUGGUGGAAAAGAAGCUACAAACAGUUUUAAUGUUAAGAAGGUACAGUAAAUUUUAGGGAUUUUGAAUUUUCUAUGGUUAAUAAAUUAAUGAUGUCUUAAUACUUUUUUUUAAAAAAAAUGUAAUGAUGUGUAAGCUAAGUAUUGUUUUAAUUUCUAUCCCUCAGUCGUUUUGGUCUUAGUGUCUAACAAAUCUGCCUUGGAGUUUUGGACUGAAGAUCAGUGAAGUUGGUUCUAUUUUUGUAAUAGUUUGUCAAAUUUUUUUGUAAUUUUUUUAUGUGUAGAAUUUUUCUCAACAUGUUUGUAGUAUCAAAUGCAA
Molecule: messenger RNA, 2297 nt
Organism: Hirundo rustica (Barn swallow)
Lineage: Eukaryota; Metazoa; Chordata; Aves; Passeriformes; Hirundinidae
Gene: PANX1
Product: pannexin 1
Exons: 5
Coding region: 79-1374 (431 amino acids)
Biological process (GO): monoatomic cation transport; positive regulation of interleukin-1 production
Molecular function (GO): channel activity
Source: RefSeq, a predicted model, not a curated record